Messenger RNA from Osmia bicornis bicornis, 4368 nucleotides. It is a transcript of the gene TyrRS-m, whose product is annotated as tyrosine--tRNA ligase, mitochondrial. Gene Ontology annotation, molecular function: tyrosine-tRNA ligase activity; RNA binding; ATP binding. Gene Ontology annotation, cellular component: mitochondrion; cytosol. The record is from RefSeq and is a predicted model, not a curated record. Gene Ontology annotation, biological process: tyrosyl-tRNA aminoacylation. NCBI's taxonomy places the organism in Eukaryota, Metazoa, Arthropoda, Insecta, Hymenoptera, Megachilidae.
GGCCUCCUCUUUAGGAUCUUGAAAGCUUCGUAGGAAGAGGAUGGUAUUUUUGACAAAGGAAGCUAACAAGGAACUUAGGAAUUGGUAAAUGGAUUCUAAUUGAAUUUUUCUCUUGCAAAUGAUAUGAUGCACUGGUUUGAAACAAUAUGAACAUUGCUGUUGAUCAGAAAUCUAAAGGGGGUAGGCUAAAUUUUAGGUCGAUAGCGGCGUGCGCUGACCUACCCUCCUCUGAAUCCCUGAAUAACAGAUCCUCUGUGGACCAUGUUAUAACUAUUUUAACAUCUUAUAAAAUACCCAGAAAUAACCUGAUCGCAAAGGAAGAAAAAAGAAAGUAGUGCGUACGCGUACUCGUGAAAAAAAAAUGAUUUGGGUCAAAUUCAUUUUGGAGGUUCCCUUUCUCCGUUCGAGGACGAAACUUCCUCGCAGGAAGUGGAAGACUUACAGUUUCGUAACAUAAAGAUGCACACGAUACCCUUCUCUUUGCGAGGAAACCGUUAGUGUCAUUGAUUCACGUAUUUUACGCGUCAUCGAUCAACACGAUCACGAUUUUCACCGUUUAGCGUCGUUUCUACUUGCUAACUCAAUUCUUGCACAAUAGUAGACUUAUGUUGCAGGAAAUAGUGAUGCAAAAAGUUUCAUGAAAUUCGGAAGAAAUCGAAAGGAAAUUUUUUUUUUUCUUUUUUCAUUUUUCUUUUUUUACCACCAGCAAUCUAUGUUAAACGUUUAUUAAAAAUGAUGAUGCCAAUGAUAAAAAGAAUUCCAUGAGAACCGCUGUAAACGGGGAAUCACAAGGAAGAGUGGACGAUUUAAUCGCGACUUCAGGAUGGCUCGCGAUGCCACCAACAAGCACGUAACAAGCCUCGUAAGUCUGGUGAAUGGGAAAAAGGACAAGUGUCGUUUGUGUCCAUACGUAUCCAUACGUAUCCAUACGUAUCCAUUCGUAUCCAUAUGUACAUAUGUGUGUAUGACUGAACGCCGGACGUCCCACUAGGAGAACGAACCGCUCGGAGGUAGAAAGGUUCGCGGAUUCUUUCGUUCGAUCGAAAUGCGGAACGGCCAUGGGAACAUGGAGUAGAAUCCUAAACAGAGUAAAAAGUAACAGUGCGUUAGAAAGGGAGUUUUCAAGAAAUCGAAAUUCAACCGGGUGUCGUCAGUUGCAUCAACGCGUUGGCUACAGUGCUUAGGGACAAAGUACACCUUCUUCAGUCCACAUCCUUAACGAAGCCAGAUCCUAUUAACUCGUUAUUACUCUAACGACCAUACCUGCAUGACAUAGCGGGCUCAUAAAAUUGAUCGACAACCAAAACACAUAUACGAAAACCAAAGCAGCAGUUUAAAGAGAGUAUACAAGUGCCUAUCCACAAGAAGCCCUGGUACAUACAUACAUAUAUGUAUGUACAUAUAUGUAGUUCAAGGCAUUUGCCUCGAGAUAAGCCUUGAGGCAAUAACGAUAUAUGGUAACAUUUCAAAAUUCUUUUGUACAGCAUCAAGCAAAGUAGGCUCACCUUUGAGUGUAAUGGGCUUUUCUCCCCCGUAUAUCGUUAUUUUCCAGAGAAAAACGUACGAGUAAGAGUGGUAGAACAUGUUGACUAUGAGAAGCCAUCGUUACAGGUGUGUGUAUAUAUAUUUAUAAACGGUCAUGGGAAAAUGGAUCAGAACCUCGGAGAGCGUGGAGACUUACAAAAGAGAGGCAGCACAGACGCGUUAGAAAGGCAAUUUUGUAGGGACAUUUAUGGGUCACAUGAAAUCUUCCUUUAUAGAAAGCGUUCCAGGAAAAGAGAAAUGUUUUCUUAGAUGAUCAUACAAUUGUGUAAAAGUGAUCAAGGAAUAAAGAAGGAAUUUUCCAAGUGGAAGACUUUAAGAAUUUAUUAUAAAAAAAAAAAAAGAAAAGGCUUCAUUUGGUCAAGAAUAAAUUCAACUAGAGAAAUCAUCCAUCUGUUAUUAUGUUAUUAUGUUAUUAUGAGAGAAUCCCAAGAAAACUAUUAUAAUGGAGAGAUAUGAAGAUUCCAGGAAGAGCAUAUAGGAAGAAUCUAAUCCAAAACCUUUUAUCGUCGUUUUAUUUAAAGGAAACCUAAAUUGCAUAGCUUUUCAUUUUCAAGAGAUUCUGUGGCUUGUUGACGUUAUAGUUACGUAAUUACUUUUUGCUGGAGGUGUGCCCUAUUUUACGACUUGAGCAAUCUACAAGAUCGACUUCUUUCUCUCACAAGGCAAUAAUCGUGAAAUUAUCAGAAAAAGGAUAUUUACUCUGUAACUAAAAACCGUAAUGAGAACUGGAGACCUGGUGAUUUCAACAAUUUUUCAAAGAAAUGAAAAUUGUAGGGGAUAAUAUUGAUAAAUUGAGAGAAUACGUAAGGAUACGUUGAUAAAUUUAUUAUAAAUACAUUGUAUGUAUUAAAAUGAUAUAUUGUCAAAGCUGUGUUAUCGAUAAGAAAUAUAUGAGUGUAUCUGGUAUCACCGGAUAGUCAUCUAGUACUUAUAUGUAUAACUGGUAAAUAAGGGAUCUACUCUAUGCACAUAUGUAGGUAUGUAAAUACCUACGUACAAUGUUUAUAAUUUUCUACCGAAAGAUGUGGCCAUCUAUCGGCUAAUGACGAAAAUUUAAUACCUCCGGCUGAUGCAAAUUGAUGCUAAUUGAUGGUUAUGUUCUCCACGGUUUACAUUUGAUCAGCUAAUAAAAAUUACAUCAAAUAAUAUAAACAGCUUGAUUGAUUUAACAUUUAUUUUAGUGAUUUGUAUUAGAAUUAAUUUAUAUACUUUUCAAAUGAAUAGAAAGCUAAUUAAACAUGAAUAGGAUAUUGAGGUUACGUUCAUUUACUAAGAAUAAGAGUUUUAACAACCGGCGUUUGCAUAUUGCAAAAUACGUACUAGACGCUGAAAAUAGACAAUUAUAUGAAGAUUUUUUCCUGAUAUUUAUGUGUGAAAAUGAAAUAAAAGCGUUAUGGAGGAAACCACCGCAGUGUGUUUACGCUGGAUUCGAUCCAACUGCAGAAAGUUUACACAUAGGAAAUCUAUUGGUCCUUAUUAAUCUUUUACACUGGCAACGCUGUGGUCAUCGAGUAAUUAUUUUACUAGGAGGUGCAACAGGUUUAAUCGGUGACCCAAGUUACAGAAAAUCUGAACGUGUUGAAAUAGAAGAAAUUAUACUGAAAGAAAAUCUGAAUAGCAUUAAAGAGAAUAUUGUAAAUAUUCUUAGAAACCCAAAAUAUUUUAAUAAAGGUCAAAAGAAUCUGCUUCCUGUACAGAUACUUAACAAUAUAGAAUGGUAUAAAGAUAAGAAUGUACUCUUUAUUAAAGAAAUAGGAAAAUAUUUUAGAAUGGGCCCAAUGUUAGGUCGUGCGUCUGUACAAUCCAGGUUACAAUCUGAAAGUGGAAUGAGCUUUACAGAAUUUACUUAUCCGCUAUUUCAAGGAUACGAUUGGUUACAUUUGCAGCAGACUUAUAAUUGUAAUUUUCAAAUUGGGGGUCAAGAUCAAAUGGGUAAUAUAGUGUCCGGAUAUGAUCUAGUAAGCAGAUACAUUAAAAAACAUGUUUAUGGAAUGACAUUGCCUCUAGUCACAGCUGAAGGUGGGAAAAAAUUUGGAAAAUCUACUGGCAAUGCAGUUUGGCUUUGUCCCUCAAAAUCCUCAAGUUUUCAGUUAUACCAAUAUUUCGUUAGAACCGAAGAUGCCGAUAUCGAAAAGUUUCUUCAUUUUUUUACGUUUUUACCUAUACGCUACAUUAAUGAAAUUGUAGAAGAACAUUUUAAAAAGCCAGAACUUAGAACAGCCCAAAAAAUUCUUGCAGAAAAAGUUACAUUAUUAGUACAUGGAGAGGAUGGACUAUUAGCAGCAAAAGGAGCAUCGGCUGUUCUUUAUGAAAAUUCACUAGAAUCAUUGAAAAGAAUGAAUGCAGAUGAAUUAGUUCAGUUACUAGACGGUGCUACUGUAGUACAAGUUUUUGCUGAACCAGGUAUCAACGUUUAUGAAUUAGCGAUGAAAGCUAAGUGUUUUAAGACCAGUCACGAUGCAAGGAGGAUUAUCGAGGGUGGUGGUUUUUAUAUUAAUUAUCAAAGAAUAACAAAUACAGAAGAAGUUAUUGUACCUGGAAUACAUAUGAGUAACAAUAUAUCGCUUCUCAGAGUUGGAAAGAGAACGUAUCAUAUCAUACGAUGGUUGUAAAAUAUAACAUAACAUAAUAUAAUUUGAUACAUUAUUGGGAAAAAAAAAAAAAAAGUAUCGUGUGUUUUUUCUUCUUAGCUUGAUGAAAGCACACUGUUGCUGUUGGAUCCGCAUACUUACAAUCCAUUGUACCUUUUGCUGUGACGCCAAAACCCUACAAUAAUAAUCACGAUUGUAUGGAAAAACUAAUAAUUUAAAUUUAAUAUAUUAA